Effrenium voratum is the source of this 882-nucleotide messenger RNA. The record is from the annotation of a GenBank genome assembly. NCBI's taxonomy places the organism in Eukaryota, Dinophyceae, Suessiales, Symbiodiniaceae.
AUGGCGACAGCCUUGAAGAUCGCCGCGGAAGACGUGCCGAUCGGCCAACUUGUUUUCGCACGGAAUUUCUUCGGGCUCUUUCCGGUGCUGCUCAUGGUCGGAUUGCGGGGUGAACUCGGACUUGCGUUUCAAACCAAAAAUCCGAAAGGCCAUCUGACGCGGGCUGCCGUCGGCCUCACGGCCAUGGUCUGUUCGUUCACCGCGCUUUACCUGCUGCCACUGCCGGAUGCGACGGCGAUCGGUUUUGCAACGCCACUCUUCGUCGUGGUGCUGGCAUUCUUUCUGCUCGGAGAGCAGGUCAGGAUCUACCGCUGGAGCGCGGUCGGCGUCGGAUUUCUCGGCAUAUUGAUCGUCCUGUCGCCGCAUCUGGGUGAAGACGAACUGGACAGCGCGUCGACGUACGGGGCUCUGUUGGGCAUCAUGGCAGCCGGCUGUGCGGCGCUGGCGAUGAUUACGGUGCGUAAAUUGUGCGAGACGGAGAGGACGUCUACCAUCGUCACCUGGUUUGCAGCGUCUGCCACGGUCCUGUCCUUGGUGACACUACCACUCGGAUUUCUGCUGCCCGGUCAGGCGUGGAUCGUGCCCGACCUGAAAACAGCUGGUCUUCUGCUGCUGAUCGGCCUCGCCGGAGGCGUCGGACAGAUCCUGCUGACACAGAGCUACCGCUUUGCCGAUGCCUCGACGAUCGCGCCGUUUGAUUACGUCAACAUGCUCUGGGCGAUCAUUGUCGGCUGGGUGGUCUUCUCCGAAGUGCCGGUUCCGCAGGUGAUCGCCGGCGCCCUGAUCGUUAUCGCGGCGGGCGUCUUCGUCAUCUACCGAGAGCACAAACUCGGUCUCGACCGCACCAAAUCGCGGCGGGCCUCGACGCCGUCACGAUCCUGA